Messenger RNA from Pseudonaja textilis, 1477 nucleotides. The record is from RefSeq and is a predicted model, not a curated record. NCBI's taxonomy places the organism in Eukaryota, Metazoa, Chordata, Lepidosauria, Squamata, Elapidae.
CUCCCCGCUGACCCUGCGGUGGGCUCCCCUUUCAGGAUCACAUGGUCCGGGAGGAGACGCGGAACCUGAGCCCCAAGCAGUGCGACGUGCUGGAACUGGCGCUGGAAACCAUCAAACAAUACUUCCAUGCAGGGGGCAACGGGCUGAAGAAGGCCUUCCUGGAGAAGAGCUCGGAGCUGCAGUCCCUGCGCUAUGCGCUCUCGCUCUACACCCAGACCACCGACACCCUCAUCAAGACCUUCGUCCAGACCCAGACGGCACAAGGCUCCGGAGCGGAGGGCCCCGUGGGGGAAGUCUCCAUCCAGGUGGACCUCUACACCCACCCAGGCAGCGGAGAGCACAAGGUCACCGUGAAAGUGGUGGCUGCCCAUGACCUGAAGUGGCAGACCACGGGCAUGUUCCGUCCCUUCGUGGAGGUCACCAUGAUUGGGCCACACCAGAGCGACAAGAAGCGGAAAUUCACCACCAAGUCCAAGAGCAACAACUGGGCUCCCAAGUACAACGAGACCUUCCACUUCGUCCUGGGCAACGAGGACGGGCCGGACGCCUACGAGCUGCAGGUGUGCCUGAAGGACUACUGCUUUGCCCGCGAGGACCGGGUGCUGGGCAUUGCGGUGCUGCAGCUGCGGGAGGUGGUGGAGAAGGGCAGCUGCGCCUGCGCCUGCCCCCUGGGCCGGAGGAUCCACAUGGACGACACGGGGAUGACCAUUCUGAGGAUCCUCUCGCAAAGGACCAACGACGAGGUGGCCAAGGAGUUCGUCAAGCUCAAGUCUGAGUCCCGCUCCCCGGAAGAAGGGAGAUGAUCCCGGUCUCCGUCUCGGACUGCUUGGGCCAGGCGCGCGCGGAGCACCGGCAGCGGCAGCCGUUUCCCCUGGGCACCCUGGGAGGGGCGUGGGGGCCCCGUGGAACCUUCCUUGCCAAGGGAGCCUCUGGGACAGAUGGGGAGGGGGAGCGAGGACCCCUUCCUGCUUCAGCAGCUGGGCGUAAGGGGUGGGGGCAACGUGCGCCUCCUGGGGGAGGGGCAGGAGACCAAAUCUCCGGCUGGCCCCACAUUCCCUCCACUCGGGCAAGCCGGCGGCAGGCAGGGAAGGGGCCCGUGAGCCCGGCUGAGCCGCGGCCAGGCAGGGACGAGGGUCUCAGGGUCUAGGAAGGGCACUUGCCUGGAGAGGCCGGGGGAUGGAGCCCCGGCAGGCUGUUGGCCCCUCGUUCUCUGCCGAGAGCUGCUUGGCCCCGGUCACCGUGGGCCACGCGGAGGGAGCGUUGCCUGGUGCAAGCUCUGCUUUCCUCCGGUGGGGGUGAGAGGAGGGGGCUUCCCUUUUCCUCCGGACGUUGUACAGCCUCUCGGUCUUUCUCAGAACGCUUCUAGAUGGUGCUUAGCUGUUGUGGGUGCCUGUGAUGCAAACAUGCUCUUUUAACCCCCCUUGAAUGUGCCACUGUUGCAGGAAGUGUAGCCUUUAAUAAAGGACUGUUAGCAGCA